AUGGAUGAAAAGAAAAAAAUAAGAUCCAUUGACUUUCUGACCCCCGAACAACUUCGAAGAAAACGAGAAAGCGAUCGCAAUAAUGCCAGGCUAGCGCGAGACCAGAAACGAGCUUAUAUCCAGAACCUUGAGCUUCGGGUGCGGCACCUUGAGCAGCUCAACUAUGAGCUCGAGCAAAAGCUUGCCGCUUGCCAUUGUCGCGACGUUCGUUAUUCUCUUGCUUCUGCUUUGCCUUCAAACAGAACGAAGAAGGCGAGAAUGACGGCUUUGGAGGACGGCAAUUGGCAACGUCCUUUGACUUCGGAAGAAACGAUCGCUUCAACAGUGACGGGGGACUGGACUGGUCAAGUGUUCGAUGCAGAGCUUCUGCAACUUCUUGCAAACCCUAGCCUUGAUGACUCAAAAGACAUCGUGAACCAGGUAACUGCAGGCGAUCCCGCUUCCAUGCAACUUGAGCCUGUAUCCAUCGUCCACUGUGAAAUUCCAGAACUUGCAGACGGCGAUUCCACCUCCCUGUCCAGUUGUCCAGUCUGGUGUACAACCCCAAAACAUAUCGCUCCGACGUGCCGACUAGAUCAAGUUGUUGCCGAUCUUAUUCAGAGCCGUAGAUCUUAUGAACUCACCGGAGGAAAUAUUCCAGAAUUCCAAGAGCGUCCGUUCCCUAGCAUACCGAGUUUACUCAAUCCUAUCAAGGAGGCAGACAGAAGUCCAGUUACAAGCAGUAUCGUUACAAAUAUUAUACGCGUCAUGACUGUCCCGGCAGUGGAAUCGAACUUGCCGGAGCAAAUUGCUAUUUUAUAUUUCAUGAGCUCCGUUAUUCGCUGGCAAAUUUCUCCUACCGAGGCCAACUACAACAGCAUGCCUGCCUGGCUUAGACCAACUCCGUCUCAAAUCGCCGUGCCACACCCAAUUUGGCUUGAUCUUAUUGUUUGGCCAAAUGCCCGUGAGCGUUUAUGCCGCGACUCACGAUAUUACAGCCAAAAUGCAAUAAUGACGGAGAUCAGCAAUGAAUCCAUCUCCGUGAAUUGGCCCUAUGGGCCGUCGAAUGUUCUUAUGCAAGAAAAUGGGUCCGACGUUGUGCUCAAUCCAGCUUUCGCGGCUCAUAUCAAGAAUCUAGACAAUUGGUCACUAGGGCCUCGCAUCUUGGAAGUGUGCGUAGUUGCUCAUGGUCUUUACUUUUCGAUGCGCUAA
This is a messenger RNA of Verruconis gallopava, 1191 nucleotides long. RefSeq lists its product as uncharacterized. Lineage: Eukaryota; Fungi; Ascomycota; Dothideomycetes; Venturiales; Sympoventuriaceae. The record is from RefSeq and is a predicted model, not a curated record. The transcript is spliced from 2 exons. The coding region runs from base 1 to 1191 and encodes 396 amino acids.